Molecule: messenger RNA, 336 nt
Organism: Sphaerulina musiva SO2202
Lineage: Eukaryota; Fungi; Ascomycota; Dothideomycetes; Mycosphaerellales; Mycosphaerellaceae
Exons: 2
Coding region: 1-336 (111 amino acids)
Source: RefSeq, a predicted model, not a curated record
AUGGGCAAGAGGAGGUGUGUGCGACCUGGAAGCUCCCAACGUCCUCUACUCUCCCACUCUCCCACUCACCCUGUCUCUCAGGCCACCAACCACCAUCCAUCUCUCCACCGCCAACAACAUGCCAUGAUGCCUGCAGCUCAGCGCUCCAUCGCAUACUACACGGGACUUGAUAUCUCCAUUGAUGCCGCUGCCAAGAAUCUCAAGAUCGUACCAUCUGUCGUCUCACCAACAGAAGUACAGUUGUCAGUUGUCAAGUAUGGUAAUAAUAACGAUAACGACCACGAGCACCCUGGUCAUCACUUUGUGCCGCGUCACGGACUCACGGCUACCUCCUAG